Molecule: messenger RNA, 1656 nt
Organism: Schistocerca piceifrons (Central American locust)
Lineage: Eukaryota; Metazoa; Arthropoda; Insecta; Orthoptera; Acrididae
Product: UDP-glucosyltransferase 2-like
Exons: 7
Coding region: 1-1656 (551 amino acids)
Molecular function (GO): UDP-glycosyltransferase activity
Source: RefSeq, a predicted model, not a curated record
AUGCCCUUCGUGUCAGCGGCGCUCUCCUACUGCUGCAACAACAUUCAGCUACAGAAUGGCCUCACGCAGCUAUUCAGGUCUUACUCGCUUCCACUGCGGACGCAUUCUACAAUGAAUGGCGCCGUGUUGGUGAUCUUACUGCUGGCGGUGGGAGGUUCGGAGUGUGCCAAGAUCUUGGCCGCUUCGCCGUUCCCCGCCAUCAGUCACGUGUUGCCUCUGAGAGUUAUCGUGCUGGAACUCGCUAAGAGGGGCCACGAAGUGACGUACAUCACAACGGACCCGAUCAAAAAGCCUAUAAAAAAUCUGACAGAGGUGGACGUAUCGCCGGCGUACAGAUACCUGAGGAGGUCUGUCGACUGGAUGGCGAUGGCGUCGCACGAGUGGGACCCCGUGGAGAUGCUGUGGACCAUGAUGGACAUGACGGCUCCCAUCUGCGAAGACGGCCUCAACAGUCCAGAGAUGGUCGACUUCAUGAAGUCGCCGCCGAAGUUCGACCUGUACAUCAUGGAGAGGGGUCUGGUGCCGUGCUUCUACGGCGUGGCUCACGCAGUCGGCUCCCCACCCGUGGUGGGCCUCGUGACCCUCGGAGCCUACCCUUACAUCCACUGGAACGAUGGCAACCCGGACAACCCAGCCUACACGCCGUGGUGGAUCCACCCUUACUCGGACCACCUGUCGUUCUGGCAGAGACUCUACAGCUCUUACAUGUGGCUCUACUCUAACUUAGUGUGGUCAAAUGUAGUGCUGCCCAAGCACGAGACAAUACAGAAGAACUACUUCGGUCCUAGAGUCCCGUCGAUCUACGAACUAGAGAGAAAUUUCAGUCUGAUGAUCCUCAGUAAUCAUUUCACCCAAAGCUAUCCCAGACCAAACCUACCCAGUUUUGUGGAAGUCACUGGGCUACACAUCCAGCCAGAUAUUAAGCCACUGCCUAAGGAUAUACAGAACUGGUUAGACGGAGCGACUGACGGUGCUAUCUACUUCAGCUUGGGCACCAACGUACUGAGUAGCAAAAUGCCACCAGAGAAGCGACGGGCUUUUCUCGAUGCCUUCUCGCAGCUGCCGCAGAGGGUGCUCUGGAAGUGGGAGGAGGACGAUUCGUCAGACCUGCCACCUAACGUCCUGCUGUCCAAGUGGUUUCCACAACAGUCAGUACUAGCUCAUCCGAACGUGAAAGUCUUCAUCACGCAAGGAGGCCUCCAGAGUUUCAAUGAAGCCACUUACUAUGGUGUUCCUUUAAUUGGAAUUCCAUUCAUGGGAGACCAGCACUACAAUGUCGAAAAAUUCGUAGCUGCUGAGAUUGGCUACAGGUUGCAGUUCCGGCACGUCACGAAGGAUACUGUUUUAAAGGCUAUACGAUCGGUUCUUGAGGAUCCCAGGUAUCGGGAAAACAUGAAGAAGUUGUCAGCAGUGUAUCGCGAGCACCAGGCACAGUCGAUGCCGCAAGCCAUCUGGUGGAUAGAAUAUGUACUACGUCACAAGGGAGCUCCACAUUUGCGAAGCGGAGCCAUGGAUCUCAGCUGGUACCAGCUGCUGCUGCUAGAUGUCGUCGCCUUCAUGCUGGCCGUAGCUGCAAUCACAACAGUUGCGCUGUAUUCACUGGCGAGAUAUCUUACAUCUCUGAUACUCAACGCCAAAAAACAUAAGACUGAAUGA